Messenger RNA from Aspergillus niger, 1026 nucleotides. RefSeq lists its product as uncharacterized. The transcript has 5 exons. The record is from RefSeq and is a predicted model, not a curated record. NCBI's taxonomy places the organism in Eukaryota, Fungi, Ascomycota, Eurotiomycetes, Eurotiales, Aspergillaceae. The coding region runs from base 1 to 1026 and encodes 341 amino acids.
AUGCUCUACCGGCGGGUGGGGAAUUCUGGUCUACAUGUGUCUGCACUUGGACUGGGAGGUUGGUUGACAUUUGGCGGUCAUGUCGACAACGAAAUCACGUUCAACUGCAUGAAGCAAGCCUACGACUUGGGAAUCAACUUCUUCGACACAGCUGAGAGCUAUGCGGGCGGACAAUCAGAAAUUGUCAUGGGUCAAGCCAUCAAGAAGUUUGGCUGGAAGCGCAGCGAUCUCGUCAUUAGCACCAAGCUCAAUUGGGGUCUGGCAAACGGCGAAAUCUUGAUCAACAACCACGGCUUGUCGCGCAAGCACAUCGUCGAAGGCACACGAGCAUCUCUCGAACGUCUACAGCUCGAAUAUGUCGACAUCAUAUACGCCCACCGCCCCGAUCGCCUAACACCCAUGGAAGAGACGGUUCGAGCCUUCAACCAUGUCAUUGAGAAAGGCUGGGCAUUUUACUGGGGUACAUCGGAAUGGUCUGCGGACGAGAUCAGCGAAGCGUGCGGCAUUGCCAGGGCUCUGGGACUGAUUGCGCCCAUCGUCGAACAACCUUUGUACAACAUGUUGGAUCGGCAGAAGGUGGAAGGGCAGUUCCAGCGACUGUACUCCCGCUGCGGCAUUGGGUUGACCACCUUUUCGCCCUUGAAGAUGGGUCUCCUCAGUGGCAAGUACAACGAUGCGACGACACAGCCUCCACCAGGAUCUCGCUUCGCUGAGAGCAACGACAAGUUCGCAAGCAGCGUACGCAAGGACUGGGAGAACGAGCAAUGGGCUGGGAACAUCAAGAAGAUCGUGGGACUGAAGGAAAUCGCGGACAAGAUGGGAGUCAAGCUGUCGCAAUUGGCCCUGGCAUGGUGCCUAAAGAAUGAGAAUGUCUCCGCCGUGAUCACCGGUGCCUCUCGGCCAGAGCAGGUUGUUGACAAUGUCGAGAGUCUGAAGUUGCUCCCUCGCCUGACACCAGAGAUUAUGGCCGAGAUCGACGAGUAUUUGCAGAACAAGCCAGAGCAGGACCCAGCCAGACAGGACUAA